AUGGUUUUAUUUAAGUUCCAUUCCCGUAACAUGCCAAAUUCGGAAUCCCCUAACAUGAAGCUGAAAUUCUGAGCUAAUGCAUUAUGAAACGAAGUGAAGAGCUAAAUCUUCCUAUAUUUUUACAAUGUAGAUAUUCCGAUAUCGUUUAGUGAGUCUUCUAUAAAAGAGCGCAUUUCUUUUGACGAUUGUGCUGCGUGAGCCAUAGGCAGGAUGAUAGCAACAGCCAUAAGCAACAUGAUAACAUCUAAUACGUCAGAAGACUUGCAGAGCGUGAGCCCUUGGUGCUGCCCUAGCGUGACGGAGGAGACUGUCCUUUGUCGCAGUUUGCGCUGCAGGCAUCUGUACAAUGCCGUCAUGGCCGUCGUCCUUGCCCUCAUGGGGUGGGCUGUGCUCUUCUCCUUCUCCGAGCCCGGGUAUGCCUCUCCACCCAGGGGAGAGGUUUUUGUGCUAUAUUCACUGCUGGUGCUGUCAUCACUAAUGGGCUGGAUAUUCUCAAAGAUGUACUUGCCCCCUGCUCUUGCCAUGAUGUUAGUUGGCAUGGUAUAUGGCAACAUGCACCUCUUUACUCCAGGUGUGACCAUCAGCAGAUACCUCAUCGUCAAUUCAAGAUUGGCCGCUAUUACAUGUGUGUUAGUAAGAGCUGGACUUGCUCUUGAAGCUAAAUCCAUGAAGCAGUAUCAGUGGUUGAUCAUGAGACUUGCUUUCUUGCCUAUGUUUGCUGAAAUGUUGGCAGUUACAAUUGCAACAUAUCUACUUCUGGGAUUUUCCUGGCUCUGGAGCGCCAUUCUUGGGUCUAUUAUAUGUGCAGCUUCUCCAGCUGUUGCAGUUCAUCUCAUAUUACAACUUACAGAAAGUGGCUAUGGUAUAGACAAAGACAUUAAAACUAUUACUGUUGCUGCAAUCAGUCUGGAUUCAGUUACAGCAAUUGUGGUUAUAGAUUUCUUGCUUACUUUCCAGUAUUCCCAAGGUGCAUUUGGAGACUUAAUGAAAAGGGGACCUGUUCAGAUUCUAAUUGGCUUGGUUGUAGGUGUUGCCUAUGGUGUUUUCCUUAGCUUUUUCCCACAUAAGUAUUAUAAAAAGGUGUAUUUCUACAGAAUACUGUUUCUCUGUAGUGGUGCUGUUUCUUUCAUUCUUGGAAGCCGAAAGCUACACUGUGAUCCUGCAGGAUACUUUGCAUGUCUGAUGUCAACUUUUAUUGCAUCACAAAGCUGGCAACGAAAUGAUAGUAAUGAAAAUCAAAACCCUGCAAAUGAUGUAAUGAAAUUUCUUUGGAAAUGUUUGCAACCAGUUCUAUUUGGGCUGAUUGGAGCAGAGUUCAACUUUGAGCUGAUUGAUGCUGACAUGAUGAAAAAGGGCAUUGCCAUUCUUUUUAUUGGAAUUCUGUUCCGCCUGUCUGUCGCCUAUAUGUCAUCAAUUGGAAUAGGUCUCAGUAGAAAGGAAAAAAUAUUUAUGACCAUUUCUUGGAUCCCAAAGGCCACUGUGCAGGCUGCAUUUGGACCACUGGUCUUGGACUUGAUGCUUCACAUUGAUGCAAGUGAAGAGGACAAGUUGACAGCUACCACAAUUUCCAUUGUUUCAGCUGUAAGUGUAUUACUGUUUGGCUCAAUAGGAACAGUGGGAAUCAUGCUUGGUGGAAGACAUCUCUUGCAAAAAUCUGAACAACUAGAAUCAGUGAGCCCAUCAUCUUUAUACACACAACCCACAUCUUCAGACCAACAACGUGCUAAUACCUCAGUAUAAUAUUCACAAACCCAGUGUAUUUUAUAUACUGUAAUCUACAUUAUAAGAGUCUAAGCAAUUGUACGAGAAUAUACUAGCAGUUAUGUAUGUACAUGAAUGUUAUACAUUGAGACUGUGUAAACAUGUAUAUUGUAUGAAGUUCUGUUUUAUGUAAUAUAUAAAAUGAUCUCUAGGAAA
Molecule: messenger RNA, 1917 nt
Organism: Schistocerca gregaria
Lineage: Eukaryota; Metazoa; Arthropoda; Insecta; Orthoptera; Acrididae
Product: sodium/hydrogen exchanger 9B2-like
Exons: 10
Coding region: 211-1740 (509 amino acids)
Biological process (GO): proton transmembrane transport
Cellular component (GO): membrane
Molecular function (GO): antiporter activity
Source: RefSeq, a predicted model, not a curated record